CACGACCAUAAUCACCACCGACCACUGGACCUGUACACACAUCUACAGUCCCUACUUCAAAAACCUAUCAUCAUUGCCUCUUUUCCACAUAGCCAUCGCCCUCAUUUGCGGUCAUCAUUCAUAGACGACUCCCACUUAGUGGUUCCCCCUCCAGCCUCGGAAUCCAGCAGUGAGAACUUCCUGCGAGCCACCUCAACACCAUGGCUAUCAUGAGUACACUUGGCGGAUGGGUCGCGGUGGUUGCGGUCGGUGGUGGUUUCUGGUACUACCAUCGAUCCAAGGCACCUCGGCCGGCCGCUAAACAACGAAGCAAACCAAUUGAAGCUCGGGAGAAACAAAAGGAGAAGAAAUCUAAUAAGGAUGGAGGGCUGAGCAACGGUGGCGACCAGCCCAGCAAGAAAUCGCAGAAGAAGAAAACUCCACCAGCUCCCAAGCCAGUCCGCGAGGAGAAAGAGAAGCCCGUCACCAACGUCCCCAUCAGCAAAGAGCGUGAUGACGAGGUUGAUAACAAGGAGUUUGCUCGACAGUUUUCAAGUAUCCAAGCAGGCCAUGUCAUGAGUGGUAAAUCACAAGUUCCAACGAAGCAGAAAUCCGUCAAGCAAUCCAAGGCACAGGAGAAAGCUGGAAAGACACAAGAAAAGGUUGCUCCUGUAGAGGCCAGCUCUGAUAAUGCCACUGCUCCAUCGUCGGCAACAGGAGGCGACGCUGAUGAUGAUCAAUCAUCAGUGAACUCUCCUGAAUUGAAAGCAACGGCUGUUGAAACUCCGGCCUCGGUAAGCCACCUGCCAAUCGCCGCUGAGGUAGAAUCCGCGCUAACGUUUAUAUAGAAUGGAGUUUCCGACAUGCUCGAACAACCAUCCGCCGGGCCAUCUGUACUCAAGAUCACAGAACCUGCCAAUCCAACCAUGGCGAAGAAGAAGAAGCAACCCGCCGCUUUCGAGGCCGUCGAGACCAAGAAGCAACGCCAGAACCGCAAGAAGGCUGAGGCAGCCAAGCUAGCUCGUGAGGAAGAUGAAAAGGAGCGCAAGGCUUUGAUGGAGAAGCAACGACGCACCGCUCGGGAGGCCGAAGGUCGCGCAGCAAAGGAUGGCAGCGCUUUUAUGGCUUCCAAAGCACCCGUUGAAUCCGCUUGGGUUGCUCCUACCAACGGUACACUAUCUAAUGACUCCAAGUCCGCCGAAAAGGUUCAACUUCUCGAUACAUACGAGCCCACCAGCACAAAGCCAGCCAAGCCGGCUUUCAAACCUGGUGACAGCAACUAUUCCGAGAGCGAACUGGCCGGCAGCGAUUGGCAAAAGAACUACUCUUCCCUGCCAUCUGAGGAGGAACAAGAACGUAUUGCAAUCGAGGAGUCGGACGAAUGGCAAACUGUCAAAGCCAAGGAGAGACGCAAGGCUGAGAAGAAAGUCCCCGCCAAGGUCGAGAACUCCAGUGCUAAGGUCGAGGAGCCCAAGUUUCAAGAUAACUACGGUCCACCUCCAGUCAUUGCCCCUACGCCUCCGGGUCAGAAGUGGGUUAUGACCACGGUUCAUGUCACCCCAACUGGCGAGGUCGUCGAACAGGAACGCGUGUAUCAAGACAGCGAAUGGGAAGUCGCGUAAUUGUACAACGAUAUAUUGGGAGGAUGGAUCGGUCGACUUUUGUGGAUACGGAAAAAUCAUCUCGCCGAAGAGCGCCGUUUUCUCACAACUAACCUCCCCCAGAUUUUCCUUACACUUGUACAUUGAAUCGCAUUUUCGUCACGUCAUUAUUGCGUAGCCAACUCGUCGGUAUUUCGCGUCUGCAUAUUGGCACUUGGGAGGAAUUGAGAGGCAGAUUUGCAUAGGGCCACUAUCAUGUAUUCCAGAAUUUUGCUUUUCAGGGGCUAGGCGUUCACCUAUUUCAAGUUCGAGGUCCACGGUCUACAAAAUUGCCGUGGGACAACAGAGUGUAUCACAACUAUCUGCCGC
Molecule: messenger RNA, 1949 nt
Organism: Hymenoscyphus albidus
Lineage: Eukaryota; Fungi; Ascomycota; Leotiomycetes; Helotiales; Helotiaceae
Source: the annotation of a GenBank genome assembly